AUGGAGACUCCUAACGCCUUGAUCUCCGUGGUAGCUUCGUCUCGCGCUGUUAUCUCCGGCCGUUUGACGUCGGCCACGCUUGUAAUCUCCCAGGCCACCGGCAAGAUCACUGCCGUCUUCGACUCCGUCAUCCCGGCUUCUCAUUUCCCGGAAGGUACACCGUACAGGGACUACUCCCCACACGUCUUGCUUCCUGGCUUGGUGGAUGCCCAUGUGCAUCUGAACGAGCCCGGCCGUACGGAAUGGGAAGGCUUCUAUACUGGCACGCAGGCGGCUGCUUUCGGCGGGGUGACCACCGUGAUUGACAUGCCUUUGAAUGCUAUCCCGCCAACAACUACAGUGUCUGGGCUGAAGGAAAAGGUCAAGGCUGCUCAGGGCAAGUGUUGGGUAGAUGUUGGCUUCUAUGGUGGCAUCAUCCCCGGCAAUGCUUCCGAACUCAAGGGCCUUGUUCAGGAAGGUGUUCGAGGGUUCAAAGGAUUCCUUAUCGACAGUGGGGUCGAAGAAUUCCCGGCCGUCUCCUCCGAAGAUAUUAAAAAAGCGAUGGUGGAGCUAGCAAGUGAGCCAACCACCCUUAUGUUUCAUGCCGAGAUGAUCCCGCCUGUCACUGCAUCGGUGGGUGAUGAUGUCCAAACAUCCGCGCCCCCUCUUGCCCCGGAAGGACCCCUGGAGGCAUACUCCACAUUCUUGGCUUCUCGUCCUCCGAGUUUUGAGACUUAUGCUAUCGAUGAAAUUAUUUCCCUCUCACCUAUAGCCCCAAAUCUUCCUCUGCAUAUCGUCCAUCUGUCAGCCAUGGAGGCCAUUCCUGCAUUGCGUAAAGCCCGUGCAGAGGGUGUCCCCAUCACUGCUGAGACAUGCUUUCAUUACCUGAGUCUCGCGGCUGAGGAGAUCCGGGACGGUGAUACCCGCCAUAAGUGCUGCCCUCCGAUUCGUUCACGGCUCAACCAAGAUAGCCUGUGGUCAGAACUAGAGCGGCAUGCAGCUGACGGUGUCAUCAAGACUGUGGUCUCCGAUCACUCCCCAUGCACUCCCGAUCUGAAGCUCUUGCCCUCUCACAUCCCCGGCUCCUGUCUGUUUGGCGGUGCGGUUGCAAACUGCAAGCCCAAAGAGGAAGAAGAAGAAGAAGGCAACUUUUUUUCAGCUUGGGGCGGCAUCUCAUCCGUUGGCCUAGGGUUGCCUAUCCUGUGGACCGAGCUCAGUCGCAGAAAGAAACUCACAUCCGCCACCGACGACGAAAACACGAAGCGUGCGCUUCAGGACAUUGUCCGGCUAUGCUGUGCUAACACCGCUGCCCAGGUUGGUCUCGAGAGCCAGAAGGGAGAUCUAUUAGUCGGCUUUGAUGCUGAUAUCUGCGUCUUCGACGAUGCCGCCGAAUGGGUCGUUCAGCCUAGCACCAUGCUGUUCCGUAACAAGUGCUCUCCUUAUCAAGGCCGCAUUCUCCGGGGCAUGGUGCGCGAGACCUGGCUCCGUGGCGAACGCAUGUUCAGCAGAGAAGACGGGUUCACCAGCGAGGUUCCUUCCGGUAAGCUCCUCUUGGAGAAACGCAGGUGA
This is a messenger RNA of Penicilliopsis zonata CBS 506.65, 1548 nucleotides long. RefSeq lists its product as hypothetical. Bases 1 to 1548 code for a protein of 515 amino acids. The transcript is spliced from 2 exons. The record is from RefSeq and is a predicted model, not a curated record. Lineage: Eukaryota; Fungi; Ascomycota; Eurotiomycetes; Eurotiales; Aspergillaceae. Gene Ontology annotation, biological process: purine nucleobase catabolic process. Gene Ontology annotation, molecular function: allantoinase activity. Gene Ontology annotation, cellular component: cytoplasm.